Wasmannia auropunctata (little fire ant) is the source of this 6424-nucleotide messenger RNA. It is a transcript of the gene woc, whose product is annotated as zinc finger MYM-type protein 3. Gene Ontology annotation, molecular function: zinc ion binding. The record is from RefSeq and is a predicted model, not a curated record. Bases 414 to 5924 code for a protein of 1836 amino acids. The transcript has 12 exons. NCBI's taxonomy places the organism in Eukaryota, Metazoa, Arthropoda, Insecta, Hymenoptera, Formicidae.
GAACGAAGUUAGCCGGCCGUGAGUCGGCUUUCGCCGCGGUUGUUGCUUGCGUGAGUCGUGAGUCGGCGGUCGGCCACCGAUUUCCCCGAACAGAGCAUCUCGUCCCGUGGCCGGAAACACCGGCGCGCCGCGGAUCACGGACUCCCGACGGUCGCGUCGUCCAAUUACUCCGAUUUGAAACGAAUCGCGCGCCUCGCGCGUCCCCUCGUCGCGAAGCGGGCAACGCGUCGCGUCACCGCGCGUCACUUGCUCGUCACUUCGCCGUGUCCCCCGGCGAGGCAGCCUAUUGUCCGUCCACGGAGUACGGACGGUGCGUUGUCGUCCGAUACGAGAUCGUAUCCGCGGCGCUUGAUCCCAUUGAGGCCGUCGAGCUCUCGACGGCGUCGAGUCGACGUGCGACUGGCAGAUAUUCAAUGGAGGAGCCAAUAGUCACAAUGGAUUCCAAGGACGGUCCGGAAUCUUCAGACGACACCGGCGUUGCACCUCAACCAGAAGCUGUGAGCAAUUCCGAGAUUAAAGAUAGCACCGAAAGCUGUAUCGAAGAAGUUUCAGAGGAAAACGAGGAGUCUGAUCGACCUGAUCAAUCUGAUAAUUUGCUUGAUAAAGAUAUUUCAGAGAUGCUUGAUGAUGAAAUGAAUAGAGAAGAAACUGCAAUAUCCGAUAACUGUGAGAAAGACUCGUCUGUAUCAAAUGUGAACGCUAGUGAAUCUACCAUAUGUUUAGAAAGCACCGAGGGGGACUAUAAUGCAGAAGUUGAAGUAGCAUUAUCUGAGGAUAACAGUGACACUGUAACAAUAGAAGCAAAUAAUGUACUCGAAAAUACCAACAAAGAAGAUGCUCCAAUUUAUGUAGAUGCGGAAACGACAGAGCCAGAUGGAGGUUCCUGUGAAGAAAACGCUUUGGUUCAUGCAGACGCGGAAACGACAGAGCCAGAUGGAGGUUCCUGUGAAGAAAACGCUUUGGUUCAUGUAGACGCGGAAACGACAGAGCCAGAUGGAGGUUCCUGUGAAGAAAACGCUUCGGUUCAUGUAGACGCGGAAACGACAAAGCCAGAUGGAGGUUCCUGUGAGGAAAACACCUUGACCUCGGUUCAUGUAGACGCGGAAACGACAAAGCCAGAUGAAGGUUCCUGUGAGGAAAACACCUUGACCUCGGUUCAAGUGGACGCGGAAACUACAAAGCCAGAUGGAGGUUUUUGCGAGGAAAACAUCUCGACCUCGGUUCAAGUGGACGCGGAAACUACAAAACCAGAUGGAGAUUUUUGCGAGGAAAACACCUCGACCUCGGUUCACGUGGACGCGGAAACGACAGAGCCAGAUCAAGAUUCCCAUGAGGAAAAUGCCUCGGUUCAUGUAGCCGCGGAAACGACAGAACCAGAUCAAAGUUUCCGUGAGGAAACCGCCUCGAUUCAUGUAGAAACAGAAACGACAGAACCAGAUCAAGGUUCCCGCGAGGAAACCGCCUCGAUUCAUGUAGAAACAGAAACGACAGAACCAGAUCAAGGUUCCCGCGAGGAAAACACCUCGGUUCAUGUGGACGCGGAGACGACAGAGCCAGAUCGAGAUUCCCAUGAGGAAACCGCCUCGGUUCGUGUGGACGCGGAAACGACAGAGCCAGAUCGAGAUUCCCACGAGGAAACCGCCUCGGUUCAUGUGGACGCCGAAACGGCAGAGCCAGAUACAUCCAAUUCAACCAAACAGUGUGACACGGAGCUUCCAUCGACUCUCGAAGACUCGUCCAAGGUUCAAGACGGUGCUGCGAAUGACGGUGGGAAAUCCACUGACGAUAACGUUGCCGACGAGUCCGAGACGUUGCCUAAGGACAAAGCUAAAGAUUGUGAUAUCCCGGACGAGUCGAGCAGUAACGCAGACGACGUGCAAGUGUCGCAGAGAGAAGCUGCGUCGUCGAAGAAGAUCGAGUCGGAAUCCUCGGACAGUAAUUUAGACAAUUUGGACCCGUCCGAGAAGAACAUCGAGCCCGAGAACACGGAGUUCAUACAAUUCUCCCACGACAAGAACGACGACUCUCAGAUCGAGGUGCAGUCCAUGGACGCGGAGGACGAUCCGUUUGGCGGUGACAAUCUCACGUCCGAGAACGUGGAGCAGGCGGAGACCGACGGCCUCGCCGAGAACGGGCUCAGUUUUAAAAAGAUAUACGAGCAGGGUGAUAACUUGCAGGACGCGGUGAACGCGAGAAACAACGAGGAAUGCGGCGAGAAGCUGAAUGUCGAUUCAGCGUUAAACGACCCGAAGGACGGCGGCGACGUCGACAAAGUCGUGGACAAUAUUGCUGAAACGCCAAGUAACGCACAAGCCGGCGGCGUCGACUCUCUCGAAAAUACUCCGAUGGACGUUGAUCUCCCGGGUGCCGGUACGGCUUCGGAAACGGGAGCGGAAAGUAUGCCCCCCGCGAAGCUGCCCGAGGAGCAAGAUGAGCAGGCCAAGAAGACCGUCGAGGAGAUCACGCCAAUGGAAACGGACGAGGAGCAGGCCGACGUGUUGCCGGGACAGGAUGACGAAUUGUGCAUCAUCCCAGACAGCAUGAAAGUGAUAAUACCAAAUAAGUCGGGUAAAACGGUAGACGGCAAUCAGAGCGAAUCCGCGCUUGCCAAAGAUUCCACAAGCGAGGAAACGGCGCAGAAAAGUGGCAAAUCCAAUGCGGAGCUCGAGAAAGACACUUCGAAAGACGAAUCCGAGUCAGCGUCCACGAGUGAAAAUAAAGCGGAAGAUCCCACGAAGCAGAAGACGGUUGUUCAAGACGAGCGCGAGUCGACAGCGAAAGAUGUCACCCCGGCGGCGGACGUUAUUAAUAUUGACGACGAGAAAACUUCGGAGGUGGAAGAGAUUAGUAAUAAGGAGGUGUGUAAGCAGUGCGGCGAGGAGAGGGCGUGCAAAAUCCGGGUGAAGAGCGGCGCGGAGAGUUAUCUCGUGUGCUCGAAGACGUGCAAGGCGUUGUUUAAAGCGGCUCACAAUAAAGCCGUCGACAUACCGAGCGAAGGGGCCAACUCCAAGCGGGAGAAACGUUGCGCGACUUGUUUGUCAAUUAUAGAAACGAACGACGAGCGAAAUCUGUCCUGGGAAACGAUGGAGUUCUGCAACGAGGAAUGCCUGGGCAGGUUCCAAAGGAAGUACGGUAGUUUCUGCAAGAAUUGCAACGGCGCGGUUCAACCUGUGAGUCUGGGCAAGUACUGCGUGAGAUUCGGAUGCGACGUGAGGCAGUUCUGUUGCUCGUCCUGUCUGGAGGAAUUCAAGAAGGGUUUGAAGGUGUGCAGUUACUGCCAGAAGGACAUAAGUUUCAGCACGGACGGCUUCCUCGCGCCGGUCGGAGAGAAAGGGCAGUUUAAGGACUUUUGCACCCAGGACUGUAUGGAAAAAUAUUCAAAGUUGAACUCCACGGUACCGCCGGCUACGGAGAAAAAGCCAUGCAGCGUUUGUCAGGCGGAAAAACUUGUACACUGCGAAGUUCAGAUAUACAACAGCACUCCGGUAGCUAUAUGCAGCGAACCCUGUUUUGCUGCGUUUAAGUUUGUGAAGCAGGUGAAACCUGAACAAUGCUCUACAUGCAAGAAAUUUUUCGAAUUACCGAAUAAGCAGCACUUCAUUGUAUUUUACGAGAACGAGCCCCACACGUUUUGUAACAAGACAUGCUUAAACAUAUUUAUCAUAACGAAUAGAAAAAUAGUGUCGUGCAACUGGUGCAAAGUAAAGAAAUAUAACUUUGAUAUGAUUAAGAAGGAAUUAAAAACGGGACAAACUCUGAUGAUGUGCAGCUUGAAUUGCUUGACGCUUUAUCAGGUCUCCAUUAAUGCAGUGUCUGCGAAACGAAUCAACUGUGAUUUUUGUAAGGAGUAUUCCUUAGCGCAUUAUCACCUCACGAUGUCGGACGCGACGAUACGUAAUUUUUGCUCGUACAAUUGCGUCAUGAAUUUUCAAGCGCAGUACACUAAGUCGCCUAUAACUAUACCGUCGAGCGACGAUCCCGUGCCUACGGGCUUGCCCAAGAGGACCACGUUACCGCAGAGAGGUACGAGUCAGGCCGUUCUCAAGGACAUACAAAAUAAGAAGACUAUCCCGGUUAUCUCGUCGGUGACGAGCUUAGCCCCGAUAGGGAAUGGACAGGCGAAUUCGACGUCGCAGCAAAACAGUAUAGUGAACGCGAGUCAAGCGGCGAAGAUGGUCUACAAGCAACAGGUCAUUACCAGACCUCCUAGUCCAGUGAAUAUGCACAACAAGACGACUCAGUGCAAGCCUUUGGUACACACGAAGGGGGUUUCCGUGCGUCCGCAUCCUUGCACAAAGUCGACGCAAACGACGGAAAGAGUUCAACAGGUGGUCGUGCCUAUACCGGUGCCAAUUUACGUUCCAUUUCCAAUGUACAUGUACAACAUGCCGUUCCCAGUUCCAAUGCCCUUCCCACUGCCCAUUCCCGUUCCCCUGUUCAUUCCCACUACGAGAAACAGCGCUAAGGGAAUUAUGAAAGAUAUCAAGAGAAUACAAGAGAAGAUACCGGCCGAUCCGUACGAGGCCGAGCUCCUUAUGAUGGCCGAGAUGGUAGCCACCGAAAAGAAGGCCAACGACAGUGAUUCUGAUUCAGUGGACGAUAGGGAAGAUAACACAGCUGAUCAAGACAAUUUACGUAGUGAUGGUUUCAGUCCGGAAGCAGUUGAUUCCAGCAACACAUUCGGGGAUGACAUGUUGCAAAUGGCAUUAAAAAUGGCCACGGGAGAAUUCGGGGACGAGCCGGCAGUCGAUUUGGAAGCUGCGUUGACGCCGAAUACCAUUACAGCCACGCAGGCACCGCCGCAGUCAGAGAAUACUUUGGACAACGACGUGCAGUCGGAUCGACUGAUGGUUGCGUCUAGAGGAAGGAAACGCGUGAUGCCGUACAAGCCGCGAGCGACGCCAACCAAACGGAUGAGACGUGUCUCUGGUACAAAUGACAUGCCACUGAUGCCACCGCCGGAGCCGCAGCCACCCCCGCAACCGCGCAUUUUGGAGCCGCUGGAGAAGCCCGACGCUAAUAUGGCGUUAAAGUACACUUUUGGCGUAAACGCGUGGAGGCAGUGGGUAGUGGGAAAGAAUGCCGAAUUAGAGAAACAAAUUACACCGACGAGAAAGAUAAAAUUGUUCAAGACGGAUCUCUUGCAACUAACCGCGGACGAAUUAAAUUAUUCCCUAUGCCUCUUCGUGAAGGAAGUGAGAAAGCCGAACGGUGCGGAAUAUGCUCCCGACACAAUAUAUUACCUUUGCCUAGGAAUACAGCAAUAUCUAUUUGAGAACAGCAGGAUCGACAAUAUAUUCACGGACUCGUACUACGAGAAAUUUACAGAUUGCCUGAACGAAGUAGCGAAAAAGUUCUCCGUGCUGUACAACGAGGCACAAUACAUCGUGACCAGGGUGGAGGAGGAGCACUUGUGGGAGUGCAAACAAUUGGGUGCCCAUUCUCCACACGUUCUGUUAAGCACGCUUAUGUUCUUUAAUACGAAACACUUUAAUCUUGUGACGGUAGAGGAGCAUAUGCAGCUUUCCUUUUCUCAUAUUAUGAAACACUGGAAGCGCAAUCCAGCAGCUCAACCCACGGCGGUGGCAGGGAAGGUUCCCGGCUCAAGAAACGUCCUUCUGAGAUUUUAUCCGCCGCAAUCAGCUCUAGAAGCUAAUUCAAGGAAAAAGAAGGUGUACGAGCAACAAGAAAACGAGGAGAACCCAUUGAGAUGCCCUGUUAAGUUGUACGAAUUCUAUUUGUCGAAAUGCCCUGAAAGCGUUAAGACGCGAAAUGAUGUCUUCUAUCUAUUGCCAGAACGCAGUUGCGUACCAGACAGUCCGGUAUGGUACUCGACGUCGCCCCUCGCGAAGGAACAGCUCAUCAAAAUGUUAUAUCGUAUUAAAAUGGUUAAAGAAAUUAAUGUAGCUUUACUAACGAGUUAAUUUCACCUAUUACGAUGAUCUCUUAUAUUGUUAAGUAAGCGAGGGGAAAAAAAACAAAAGGAAUUUCUAUUCUAUUUUAACACUUUGACUGCUGUCCGGACAUUAGGGAGUUUAAACUCCGAAGUUUUUUUUUAAACUGCAGUAUAUUUCGUUGAACAAUUUCGUUGUACAUUCAAUUGUAAAAAAAUAAAACUUCGUAGAUGUUUUUUUCCUUAAGUACAACGUUUUUUUUAUUAAUAAUUAACUUGCAAAUACAAUUCAAUUCUAUUGUGAACGUACAUGUCUGUAGACGUGUAUUACGAUUUUUGCCUAUCAAAAUGUAUGCACGCAAAGUAUGCAUGCGUAUGCAAAGUGUUAAAAUAAUGCAAAAGAGUGGUUACUACAAAAAUAGGAUGCAAAUACAGAAAUAUAGGAUUAAAUGAGUUUUCCAGUUUCUAUUGUAUAUUUUUCACUUCCUAAUAAAAAGAAACUUAUUGAUUAAAAAGUUUCUGAAAUUGUAA